Messenger RNA from Drosophila teissieri, 13468 nucleotides. It is a transcript of the gene Sdb, whose product is annotated as titin. Gene Ontology annotation, molecular function: microtubule binding. NCBI's taxonomy places the organism in Eukaryota, Metazoa, Arthropoda, Insecta, Diptera, Drosophilidae. Gene Ontology annotation, biological process: microtubule anchoring. The record is from RefSeq and is a predicted model, not a curated record. Gene Ontology annotation, cellular component: ciliary basal body; axonemal microtubule; cytoskeleton.
UUCGCGACGGUUGGUGAUCUUAAAAGUGCUCCGAACACGAACAGUGCCCGCAGUCUCUCAGUUUUGGUGUUAUUUUUUGUGGCUCUGCAUCUGUAUCUGUAUCUCGAUCGCCUCCAACCCGCUGCAUCCGUAACUCUCUCCCCCUCCGAAGUGCGUGUGUGUGUGUGUGUGAGCGAGAGUGCUAAGCUUUUUGCUCACACGUCUAACGGUUGCCAAAGUGUGCGUAUCGGUGCCUUAACUUGAACCAUGGGUCGCAUGUUCGUGUGCGUCUAAUAAAUAUAUUUAAAAAUAAGCAUUUCGACAUACCGUCGUGGAAAUUAUGUGACACACACCAGUCCAAAUACCAACAAGCACGUUCCAUUCAUUCGCGCGUUAAUAUUAAAAAGUCAUCCGAGUGCCAAAAGCAACGAAGCGAGCAAUAAUUGUGAUUAAUAACAACGAAACAAACGAAUUCCGACCGCAAAUUAGCCGCAUAAGGCCAUUCAAAUAGCAAUAGUCCAGUCAGGUGCACUACUCACGGCACCCAAACGGUGAUUACCUCAUCUGUGUCAGCGCUCCGCCAGCAAAAUGGUAUCAAAAAGCAAUAAAAAGAAACAAGUGUCUCAGCAGCAGCAGUCGCAGCCGCAGCAGCAGCAGCAGACGUCUACGUCGCCGCCGCCAGCCACAUCGACCACAACAUCAACGUCGUCGUCGGAGGCCACGAAGCUUACCAAAAAGCUGGGUCCCGAUGCGUUCGCCACUCUGACCACCAGCAACAGCUCCAGUUCCAUGCAGCACGAAUCGGUGACGUAUGGCGGUGAUCCUGUCGGUGCCAGCACUUCGGGUGCUUCUCUGCCAGCUGCUGGAGUGAGGAGCUACAGCAGUCGCAGCCAGAGCAAGAGCAAGGCAUCCCAGUCGCAUUCCUCCUAUACAGAGCAAUCUCAGUCCCAGCUGCAGUCCGAGCAGUACAGCAGCAAGAUCUCGCGGGAUUAUGCCAAUCAGAAGAUCAUCUCAUCGAUUGAUCUGCUCGAAAGUGAAAAGAAGGAUCCAGUAUUCUCGGUGCCCAUCGAAGUGGUGGAGAUCACAACGCCCACGCUCUCCGUCUCCGCCAGCGGGGGCAGUGUCUCGAAAAUGUUUACGUCCUCGUCGAUGUCUUCCAGCCAACAGCAGCAGCAGGCCAGUAGCUCCAGCUCGUACUUCCAAGCCACAACCAGUUCCAGCCAGAGCGCCAACGAAACGCUGAUUGCCAGCGAGAGAGCCGAUACGGCUACCGGUAUGACAUCAUCCGGGGCGAGGAAACAGGUUGGCUUCGAUACAGACACUAAGACAGUGACAAACGCCACCACCACCAGCAGCAGCAACAGCAACAUCAGCAGCAGCACAAGCACAAGCACAAACAUCAACAUCAACACCAGCGGCAGCCGCAGCAGCAAUUUGACCGAAUCUCAGAGCGUGCCAAAGCUGCCAAUGAGCGGAACAGCUGAUGCUCCCACAUCGGUGACGUCGCAAGGCUACCCCGAACCGGUUGCCGCGUCGUCUGGCACGACCACAACAAAGGCGACGUCAUCGACGCGACGCAACGAUAAACUGGAAGUGGCCAGUGCUAACACAGCUGUUGAUAGAGCUACGUCAUCGUCGUCGAUGGUCGACCAGAGGUCCAGCAAAGAGGUCAGCGAGAGUUCAGUGCUAAAAAGCUCCACCAGCAGCAAGCAAUCGAAGACUUCGUCCAAGAAGGAGGUGUACGAUGUGAAGACCAAAACCUGGACGGAGUACAGCGAUGGCAGUUCUCAAGGACCCAGUAAGACCCGGCCGACCUUCGAGCGGUAUGUCAGCAAGGAAUCCGAUGGCAGCUCGAAAGUAACGUACAAGAAGAAGAUAUACGACAGACGCAACAAUCGGUGGCGCGUGGUGGACGAACGGACGGUGGACAGCACCGCCGACACGGGCUAUCCCGAAAUAGUCGAUGAUGUCAUUAACACAACAAGAACCACGUACACCACCAAGGUGUACGACACGAAGCUCGGCAAGUGGACUGUUGUGGACGAGAAGUCGUUCACUGAUACGAAAGCUUUUGUGCCCAAUGACAUUGCUCGUGAAAUCGAGAAAGAUAAUACCGAUGUUGCAAACAUAACGACUACAACGGAGGUGACGAAGAUUUUCGAUGCGAGCAUCAACGACUGGCGCGUUCUGGACGAGAAGGUGCACACGGAUGUUAUUGAGAAGAUCGUAGAGGCUCCCAAAAAGACCAUUUACGUGGACGAGUUUGUGGAGAUUGAGAAGAACACCUCGAUUUCUGAGAACAACGAAAACAUAACCCUGAACUUGAAUGAGACAUCGAAACACAAAAAUAUUACCGAAAAUAUUUAUGAUGAAAUCGAUUAUGUGCGCACUGAUAAGCAACGCCUAAACGACUCAAGAACCCGAGGAGUUGCAAAAAACAAGUCAACAACACAUAGUGAAAGAUGCAUUUGUGAAAUCUGCACAUGCGGGCGACACCAUUGCUCAAGCAGUACAACAAAAUUAACAGAAAAUACGGUUAUUCAAACCGAUGAUAAUGUUGACGAAGCAUAUACAAGGAUACGUACAAAUACAUGGUCGAAAAAAGAUAAUGGAAACAUUCCCAAGCAAAACGAAGACAUUCUAGUGGACUAUAUAGUCAUUAAGAAACCAGAAGACAACUUAAGACCAGAGGGAGACUUUAUAGUUCCUCCAAAGGAGCCAUACAAGCCGGGAGAAAAACGUGAUAAGAUUGUACAUACCGACAACCUCCGUACAGAAGGAGAAAUGACUUUUGUAGAGAGGGAGGAAUACCAAUAUACUGUUCGUCCGGGAUAUGUUAAACCUACCGACAAUCUAAAGCCAGAAGGCGAGUUUUACAGUCCAGAAAAACCUAAGUACCAACCAGGAGAUCGGCCUUCUCAAGUGCGACACAAAGAUAAUCUAAAGCCAGAAGGCGAAUUUUACACGCCGGAGAAACCGGGAUACGCCCCAGCCGAUCGUCCCAUACAAAAAAAACCGGUGGAUAACCUCAAGCCAGAAGGCGAAUUUGCUUCACCAGAAAAACCCCAAUACACCCCUGCCGAAAGACCUGAAAAAAUUAUAAGAAGUGAUAACUUGCGAACUGAAGGAGAAAUGACAUUUGUGGAGCGAGAGGAAUAUCAAUAUGUUACACGACCGGGACAAGUCAAGCCAACGGAUAACUUAAGACCAGAGGGUAAAUUUUAUAGUCCUGAAAAGACAAGCUAUCGCCCUGGCGAACGUCCAUCUCAAGUGCGUCCAGUUGAUAAUCUUAAACCAGAAGGUGACUUUUAUGCUCCCGAAAAACCAGGAUUUCAAUCUGCAGAGAGACCAGUUCAAAAGAAACCGGACGACAAUCUUAAACCAGACGGGGAAUUCGAAAGGCCAGAGAAACAAGUUUACAAGCCAGCCGAUAAAACUGAAAGAAUAAUUCGGAAAGAUAAUCUUCAUACGGAAGGAGAAAUGACGUUUGUAGAAAGGGAAGAAUAUCAAUAUGUGGUACGUCCUGAUCAGGUUAAACCAUUGGACAAUCUUAAGCCUGAAGGAGAAUUCUACAGUCCCGAGAAACCUAAAUACAAGCCUGGUGACAGACCUUCCCAGGUUAGGCCCGAAGAUAAUCUUAGAACAGAGGGGGAAUUCUACACACCGGAGAAGCCAGGAUUUAUGCCUGCUGAGAGGCCAGAGCAAAAAAAACCAUCGGACAAUCUUAAGCCUGAAGGAGAAUUCUACAGUCCCGAGAAACCCAAGUACAAGCCUGGCGAAAGACCUUCCCAGGUUAGGCCAGAAGAUAAUCUGAGACCAGAAGGUGAAUUCUACACACCAGAAAAGCCAGGAUUCAGGCCUGCUGAAAGACCAGUUCAGAAAAAGCCACAGGACAACUUAAAACCGGAAGGCGAAUUCGUGAAGCCUGAGAAACAAGUUUUCAAGCCGGCCGAUAAAACUGAAAUAAUUAUUCGGAAAGAUAAUCUUCGUACGGAGGGAGAAAUGACGUUUGUAGAGAGGGAAGAAUAUCAAUAUGUGGUACGUCCUGAUCAGGUUAAACCAUCGGACAAUCUUAAGCCUGAAGGAGAAUUCUACAGUCCCGAGAAACCUAAAUACAAGCCUGGCGAAAGACCCUCCCAGGUUAGGCCAGAAGAUAAUCUGAGACCAGAAGGUGAAUUCUACACACCAGAAAAACCAGGAUUUAGGCCUGCUGAGAGGCCAGAGCAAAAAAGACCAUCGGACAACCUUAAGCCUGAAGGAGAAUUCUACAGUCCCGAGAAACCCAAGUACAAGCCUGGCGAAAGACCUUCCCAGGUUAGGCCAGAAGAUAAUCUGAGACCAGAAGGUGAAUUCUACACACCAGAAAAACCAGGAUUUAGGCCUUCUGAGAGGCCUGAACAAAAGAAACCACAGGACAACCUUAAGCCCGAAGGCGAAUUCUACAGUCCCGAGAAACCCAAGUACAAGCCUGGCGAAAGACCUUCCCAGGUUAGGCCAGAAGAUAAUCUGAGACCAGAAGGUGAAUUCUACACACCGGAGAAGCCAGGAUUUAGGCCUGCUGAGAGGCCCGAACAAAAGAAACCACAGGACAACCUUAAGCCCGAAGGCGAAUUCUACAGUCCCGAGAAACCCAAGUACAAGCCUGGCGAAAGACCUUCCCAGGUUAGGCCAGAAGAUAAUCUGAGACCAGAAGGUGAAUUCUACACACCGGAGAAGCCAGGAUUUAGGCCUGCUGAGAGGCCCGAACAAAAGAAACCACAGGACAACCUUAAGCCCGAAGGCGAAUUCUACAGUCCCGAGAAACCCAAGUACAAGCCUGGCGAAAGACCUUCCCAGGUUAGGCCAGAAGAUAAUCUGAGACCAGAAGGUGAAUUCUACACACCAGAAAAGCCAGGAUUCAGGCCUGCUGAAAGACCAGUUCAGAAAAAGCCACAGGACAACUUAAAGCCGGAAGGUGAAUUCGUGAAGCCUGAGAAACAAGUUUACAAGCCGGCCGAUAAAACUGAAAGAAUUAUUCGGAAAGAUAAUCUUCGUACGGAAGGAGAAAUGACGUUUGUAGAGAGGGAAGAAUAUCAAUAUGUGGUACGUCCUGAUCAGGUUAAACCAUCGGACAAUCUUAAGCCUGAAGGAGAAUUCUACAGUCCGGAGAAACCUAAAUACAGGCCAGGCGAAAGACCUUCUCAGGUUAGGCCCGAAGAUAAUCUUAGACCAGAAGGAGAGUUCUACACACCAGAAAAACCAGGAUUUAGGCCUGCUGAGAGGCCCGAACAAAAGAAACCAGACAACCUUAAACCCGAAGGCGAAUUCUACAGUCCCGAGAAACCCAAGUACAAGCCUGGCGAAAGACCUUCCCAGGUUAGGCCAGAAGAUAAUCUGAGACCAGAAGGUGAAUUCUACACACCGGAGAAGCCAGGAUUCAGGCCUGCUGAGAGGCCCGAACAAAAGAAACCACUGGACAACCUUAAACCCGAAGGCGAAUUCUACAGUCCCGAGAAACCCAAGUACAAGCCUGGCGAAAGACCUUCCCAGGUUAGGCCAGAAGAUAAUCUGAGACCAGAAGGUGAAUUCUACACACCAGAAAAGCCAGGAUUCAGGCCUGCUGAAAGACCAGUUCAGAAAAAGCCACAGGACAACUUAAAGCCGGAAGGUGAAUUCGUGAAGCCUGAGAAACAAGUUUACAAGCCGGCCGAUAAAACUGAAAGAAUUAUUCGGAAAGAUAAUCUUCGUACGGAAGGAGAAAUGACGUUUGUAGAGAGGGAAGAAUAUCAAUAUGUGGUACGUCCUGAUCAGGUUAAACCAUCGGACAAUCUUAAGCCUGAAGGAGAAUUCUACAGUCCGGAGAAACCUAAAUACAGGCCAGGCGAAAGACCUUCUCAGGUUAGGCCCGAAGAUAAUCUUAGACCAGAAGGAGAGUUCUACACACCAGAAAAACCAGGAUUUAGGCCUGCUGAGAGGCCCGAACAAAAGAAACCACAGGACAACCUUAAACCCGAAGGCGAAUUCUACAGUCCCGAGAAACCCAAGUACAAGCCUGGCGAAAGACCUUCCCAGGUUAGGCCAGAAGAUAAUCUGAGACCAGAAGGUGAAUUCUACACACCGGAGAAGCCAGGAUUCAGGCCUGCUGAGAGGCCCGAACAAAAGAAACCACUGGACAACCUUAAACCCGAAGGCGAAUUCUACAGUCCCGAGAAACCCAAGUACAAGCCUGGCGAAAGACCUUCCCAGGUUAGGCCAGAAGAUAAUCUGAGACCAGAAGGUGAAUUCUACACACCAGAAAAGCCAGGAUUCAGGCCUGCUGAAAGACCAGUUCAGAAAAAGCCACAGGACAACUUAAAGCCGGAAGGUGAAUUCGUGAAGCCUGAGAAACAAGUUUACAAGCCGGCCGAUAAAACUGAAAGAAUUAUUCGGAAAGAUAAUCUUCGUACGGAAGGAGAAAUGACGUUUGUAGAGAGGGAAGAAUAUCAAUAUGUGGUACGUCCUGAUCAGGUUAAACCAUCGGACAAUCUUAAGCCUGAAGGAGAAUUCUACAGUCCGGAGAAACCUAAAUACAGGCCAGGCGAAAGACCUUCUCAGGUUAGGCCCGAAGAUAAUCUUAGACCAGAAGGAGAGUUCUACACACCAGAAAAACCAGGAUUUAGGCCUGCUGAGAGGCCCGAACAAAAGAAACCACAGGACAACCUUAAACCCGAAGGCGAAUUCUACAGUCCCGAGAAACCCAAGUACAAGCCUGGUGAAAGACCUUCCCAGGUUAGGCCAGAAGAUAAUCUGAGACCAGAAGGUGAAUUCUACACACCGGAGAAGCCAGGAUUCAGGCCUGCUGAGAGGCCCGAACAAAAGAAACCACUGGACAACCUUAAACCCGAAGGCGAAUUCUACAGUCCCGAGAAACCCAAGUACAAGCCUGGCGAAAGACCUUCCCAGGUUAGGCCAGAAGAUAAUCUGAGACCAGAAGGUGAAUUCUACACACCAGAAAAGCCAGGAUUCAGGCCUGCUGAAAGACCAGUUCAGAAAAAGCCACAGGACAACUUAAAGCCGGAAGGUGAAUUCGUGAAGCCUGAGAAACAAGUUUACAAGCCGGCCGAUAAAACUGAAAGAAUUAUUCGGAAAGAUAAUCUUCGUACGGAAGGAGAAAUGACGUUUGUAGAGAGGGAAGAAUAUCAAUAUGUGGUACGUCCUGAUCAGGUUAAACCAUCGGACAAUCUUAAGCCUGAAGGAGAAUUCUACAGUCCGGAGAAACCUAAAUACAGGCCAGGCGAAAGACCUUCUCAGGUUAGGCCCGAAGAUACUAGACCAGAAGGAGAGUUCUACACACCAGAAAAACCAGGAUUUAGGCCUGCUGAGAGGCCCGAACAAAAGAAACCACAGGACAACCUUAAACCCGAAGGCGAAUUCUACAGUCAGAAACCCAAGUACAAGCCUGGCGAAAGACCUUCCCAGGUUAGGCCAGAAGAUAAUCUGAGACCAGAAGGUGAAUUCUACACACCGGAGAAGCCAGGAUUCAGGCCUGCUGAGAGGCCCGAACAAAAGAAACCACUGGACAACCUUAAACCCGAGGGCGAAUUCUACAGUCCCGAGAAACCCAAGUACAAGCCUGGCGAAAGACCUUCCCAGGUUAGGCCAGAAGAUAAUCUGAGACCAGAAGGUGAAUUCUACACACCAGAAAAGCCAGGAUUCAGGCCUGCUGAAAGACCAGUUCAGAAAAAGCCACAGGACAACUUAAAGCCGGAAGGUGAAUUCGUGAAGCCUGAGAAACAAGUUUACAAGCCGGCCGAUAAAACUGAAAGAAUUAUUCGGAAAGAUAAUCUUCGUACGGAAGGAGAAAUGACGUUUGUAGAGAGGGAAGAAUAUCAAUAUGUGGUACGUCCUGAUCAGGUUAAACCAUCGGACAAUCUUAAGCCUGAAGGAGAAUUCUACAGUCCGGAGAAACCUAAAUACAGGCCAGGCGAAAGACCUUCCCAGGUUAAGCCCGAAGAUAAUCUGAGACCAGAAGGAGAGUUCUACACACCAGAAAAACCAGGAUUUAGGCCUGCUGAGAGGCCCGAACAAAAGAAACCACAGGACAACCUUAAACCCGAAGGCGAAUUCUACAGUCCCGAGAAACCCAAGUACACGCCCGGCGAAAGACCUUCCCAGGUUAGGCCAGAAGAUAAUCUGAGACCAGAAGGUGAAUUCUACACACCGGAGAAGCCAGGAUUCAGGCCUGCUGAGAGGCCCGAACAAAAGAAACCACUGGACAACCUUAAACCCGAAGGCGAAUUCUACAGUCCCGAGAAACCCAAGUACAAGCCUGGCGAAAGACCUUCCCAGGUUAGGCCAGAAGAUAAUCUGAGACCAGAAGGUGAAUUCUACACACCGGAGAAGCCAGGAUUUAGGCCUGCUGAGAGGCCCGAACAAAAGAAACCACAGGACAACCUUAAGCCCGAAGGCGAAUUCUACAGUCCCGAGAAACCCAAGUACAAGCCUGGCGAAAGACCUUCCCAGGUUAGGCCAGAAGAUAAUCUGAGACCAGAAGGUGAAUUCUACACACCGGAGAAGCCAGGAUUCAGGCCUGCUGAAAGACCAGUUCAGAAAAAGCCACAGGACAACUUAAAGCCGGAAGGUGAAUUCGUGAAGCCUGAGAAACAAGUUUACAAGCCGGCCGAUAAAACUGAAAGAAUUAUUCGGAAAGAUAAUCUUCGUACGGAAGGAGAAAUGACGUUUGUAGAGAGGGAAGAAUAUCAAUAUGUGGUACGUCCUGAUCAGGUUAAACCAUCGGACAAUCUUAAGCCUGAAGGAGAAUUCUACAGUCCGGAGAAACCUAAAUACAGGCCAGGCGAAAGACCUUCUCAGGUUAGGCCCGAAGAUAAUCUUAGACCAGAAGGAGAGUUCUACACACCAGAAAAACCAGGAUUUAGGCCUGCUGAGAGGCCCGAACAAAAGAAACCACAGGACAACCUUAAACCCGAAGGCGAAUUCUACAGUCCCGAGAAACCCAAGUACAAGCCUGGCGAAAGACCUUCCCAGGUUAGGCCAGAAGAUAAUCUGAGACCAGAAGGUGAAUUCUACACACCGGAAAAGCCAGGAUUCAGGCCUGCUGAGAGGCCCGAACAAAAGAAACCACUGGACAACCUUAAACCCGAAGGCGAAUUCUACAGUCCCGAGAAACCCAAGUACAAGCCUGGCGAAAGACCUUCCCAGGUUAGGCCAGAAGAUAAUCUGAGACCAGAAGGUGAAUUCUACACACCAGAAAAGCCAGGAUUCAGGCCUGCUGAAAGACCAGUUCAGAAAAAGCCACAGGACAACUUAAAGCCGGAAGGUGAAUUCGUGAAGCCUGAGAAACAAGUUUACAAGCCGGCCGAUAAAACUGAAAGAAUUAUUCGGAAAGAUAAUCUUCGUACGGAAGGAGAAAUGACGUUUGUAGAGAGGGAAGAAUAUCAAUAUGUGGUACGUCCUGAUCAGGUUAAACCAUCGGACAAUCUUAAGCCUGAAGGAGAUUUCUACAGUCCCGAGAAACCUAAAUACAGGCCAGGGGAAAGACCUUCUCAGGUUAGGCCCGAAGAUAAUCUUAGACCAGAAGGAGAGUUCUACACACCAGAAAAACCAGGAUUUAGGCCUGCUGAGAGGCCCGAACAAAAGAAACCACAGGACAACCUUAAACCCGAAGGCGAAUUCUACAGUCCCGAGAAACCCAAGUACAAGCCUGGCGAAAGACCUUCUCAGGUUAGGCCAGAAGAUAAUCUGAGACCAGAAGGUGAAUUCUACACACCGGAGAAGCCAGGAUUCAGACCUGCUGAGAGGCCCGAACAAAAGAAACCACAUGAUAACCUUAAACCCGAAGGCGAAUUCUACAGUCCCGAGAAACCCAAGUACAAGCCUGGCGAAAGACCAUCUCAGGUUAGGCCGGAAGAUAAUCUGAGACCAGAAGGUGAAUUUUACACACCAGAAAAGCCAGGAUUCAGGCCUGCUGAAAGACCAGUUCAGAAAAAGCCACAGGACAACUUAAAGCCGGAAGGUGAAUUCGUGAAGCCUGAGAAACAAGUUUACAAGCCGGCCGAUAAAACUGAAAGAAUUAUUCGGAAAGAUAAUCUUCGUACGGAAGGAGAAAUGACGUUUGUAGAGAGGGAAGAAUAUCAAUAUGUGGUACGUCCUGAUCAGGUUAAGCCAUCGGACAAUCUUAAGCCUGAAGGAGAAUUCUACAGUCCCGAGAAACCUAAAUACAAGCCCGGCGAAAGACCUUCCCAGGUUAGGCCAGAAGAUAAUCUGAGACCAGAAGGUGAAUUCUACACACCAGAAAAGCCAGGAUUCAGGCCUGCUGAAAGACCAGUUCAGAAAAAGCCACAGGACAACUUAAAGCCGGAAGGUGAAUUCGUGAAGCCUGAGAAACAAGUUUUCAAGCCGGCCGAUAAAACUGAAAAAAUUAUUCGGAAAGAUAAUCUUCGUACGGAAGGAGAAAUGACGUUUGUAGAGAGGGAAGAAUAUCAAUAUGUGGUACGUCCUGAUCAGGUUAAGCCAUCGGACAAUCUUAAGCCCGAAGGAGAAUUCUACAGUCCCGAGAAACCUAAAUACAAGCCUGGCGAAAGACCAUCUCAGGUUAGGCCGGAAGAUAAUCUGAGACCAGAAGGUGAAUUCUACACCCCGGAGAAGCCAGGAUUCAGGCCUGCUGAAAGACCCGUUCAAAAGAAGCCAGAUGACAACUUAAGGCCGGAAGGAGACUUUUACAGUCCUGAAAAGCAACCUUACAGGCCUGGAGAACGUCCUUUGCAAGUUCGACCUGAGGAUAAUUUACGACCCGAAGGAAGUUUCUUUGCUCCUGAAAAGCCAGAAUACAUGGCAGGAGAUCGACCGGUACCAAAGAAACCUGUUGAUAAUCUAAAGCCCGAAGGCGAGUUCUUUACUCCCGAUCGACCAAAAUACAAACCAGCCGAUCGAGUAACUGUUGUAAGGCAGAAAGAUAACUUAAAGGUGGAGGGAGAAUUCUACGUUCAAGAAAAAGAGGCCUUUAAGCCUGCUGAAAGACCUAAACAGAAAAAACCUCAUGAUAACUUAAAACCAGAAGGCGAUAUGGUUAUACCAGAAAAGGACAAAUAUAAGCCUGCCGAUAAGGUGACAAGAGUUAUUUAUAAGGACAACCUUCGCAGUGAAGGAGAAAUGACUUUCACGGAAAAAACUGAGUAUCAACAUAUUGUUAGACCCACCCCAGUGAAGCCGGAAGAUAACCUGCGAACCUCUGGUAAGUUUUAUGUCCCUGAAAAGCCUGCUCAUACCAAUGGUGAACGCCCCGAGCCGGUUAAGCCUAAGGACAAUUUGAAACCAGAAGGUAUAAUGUAUACACCGGAAAAACCGAAAUAUGAGUCCGCUGCCCGUCCAGAACAGAAGAAAUAUGCCGACAACUUGAAACCCGAAGGUAAGAUGCACAUUCCCGAAAAGGAUGGGUACCGGCCUGCCGAUAAGGUGAAGACGGUUAUUAGAAAAGAUAAUUUAAGAACCGAGGGCGAAAUGACAUUCACCCAGAAGGAGGAAUACCAUCAUGUUAAACGGCCGGAGCAAGUAAAGCCAAGUGAUAAUCUUAAAGUAGAAGGUGAAUUCUAUACCCCCAAUAAAACCACCUUUAGGCCUGCUGAGCGACCAAUUCAAAAGAAACCAAAAGACAAUCUUAAGCCGGAAGGUGAAUUUUAUAAGAGAACAGACCGAAGCGAGACCGAUAGCAAGAUCGUUACAGAAACCAUUAAGAGAGAAACGCCUAAACGUCCUGUUGACAAUCUAAAGCUAGAAGGGUCUAUGACCGUAACCAGAAGAGAUGACUACAAAAAUACAGCCCAAACAACGGUUGAGAAAGUUCAGCGUACUCAAAAAAUUAACCACAACAGUUCAUCAAUUACCUUGGGUACUGAUACUACAAUCCGAAAAACAACAAAUCAGAUGAACUAUGUGUCUGGCAAGGACGCUGUCAAACAAGUCGAUUCGAAUGGUCAAAACCCGGUUGACGGUCUCAUUGUUGUAUCUACAACAAAGGUAACUACUGUCAUAGGAGGACGUCAUAAGAAGGAACCAGAAACCGAGUAUGUCAAGAGGCCGGCAAAGGUAAACGUAAUAGAAAAUGUUGCCAAGAAUACUACUACGACAAACAUCGAAAACACUCAAAACAUUCAUAAAGAAUCGACGUCUUUGCAAAGAAACCAAAACGUCAUUAAAAAUUCUGCCUUAAUUACGGAAAGUAUCACGGGCACGGAUUUAUCCAGUAACGCCAUUGAAUCUAGUCGUAGACUUUUAACCGAUAAGAACACUGGCGACAUAAGUUCAAGAGUUAUUUCCAGUGGAUCAGUCUCUAAUAACGUGGCUGGCGAAUCAUCGUCUCGCGUGAUUUCCGGCAGAAAUGCUACUACUAACAUGACUGAGAAUUCGACUUCACGAGUGGUGUCUGAAAGAAACGUAUCCAGUGAUGCAAUUGGCGAAACCAGCACUCGUAUUGUAUCCGGAAGAUCUGCCUCCAAUAACAUUAUCGGCGAUACAACAAGCCGUGUUCUGCCUGGAAGCACAGUGGGACAUAACAUCAGCCAAGACUCAACAUCUCGAACGGUCUCAGGGGGGCGAACUUCCACAAACAACAUUGUGACUGGAAGCACAGCCUCACAUAUGACCACAUCAAAGCACUUCCAUCACCGAAAGAGCGAAUUCUCCUCAGAAGCCGACGUCUCCAACACGGUCUUCCAUCGCAAGAACGUAACCACCGAUUCGAAUACAGCCAAUGGCAGUCUGACGUCCAAUGGAAAGAUGCAGCGCAAGAGCAUAUUAAAUCUACACGAGCAGCCCUCGAGCUCCACCACCUAUGGUGGGGAGCGUCAGAGUUACAGCAGCAUCCAUCGCCAAAACCGGGACUCUGACGCAAAUGCAACUUUUACGACCGAGCGUCGUACCUGCAACGUGCACAAAGAGAACCGGGAGCACAACGUGAAGAACUCAUCCUCAAUGACCCGCAUUAUUUCUGGUGGGGCCACCGGUUCGAAUGCCGAACGGUCAACGGUGACACGCAGCCAAGUUUCGGGUGGUGGCGGCAUUGAUUUUUCGUCUCAAUCUCAUUCCCACACCGGAAGCCACACCAGCCGUCACCGAGGAAAUCAGCAGGUGUCCAGCUUAGGCAGUGGCAUCGAUUUCCCCUCCUACAGUGCUCAUGGUCACACGGAGCGUGUGGUCACCCGGCGAGGAAAUCAGUCCUCAAUUAGUCUGGGCAAUGAAAAGUUCACCGGCUCCAGUUUGUACAAGAGCGAAUACAUAACUGCCCCAAAAACGACGUGUGCUGUGCAUAAGAUUAAACAAGGUGCAUUCCAACAUACAAGGAGUACUCAAGAACACAAGUUCUUCAAGACCUCAAACUAAUAGUGCCCGACUACAAGUAUAUACAUAUCCUUUGCUUUACUAAUACAGAUAUCCCAUAUUAAUGAUAGGCUAAGCUUCCAUGACAAUAUACGUUUUAUACAAUAUACAAGCCAAUCCGAAAACGAAGAUUAACAAU